UAUACUUUCAAAAAUGGCAGCCUCCAUGUAGAAUAUUUGUUUAUAGUUUAUUUGUUAUGACUCCACACUUUACUCAACAAAAAAUAUGUACAAAAUGAGUUGGUGUCAAAGUAGACAUCUGUGGAACCUAGCAUAUACAAGUUUAAAAUCUGAUGUGUUCAGCAGCUGCCAGCAUAAACAAGUUUGCAAUCUUCUGUUACUCAGUGGGAUAAAAAGACCAACACAUUUAUUCAAAGCUGAUAUUCAUCUACAUAAGGUGGUUUAUAACAAUAAGAGUCAGGCUGAUUCUGAGUCAUUGGGCGGCUGCAACCAAGAUGUCAGUAUUGAUGAGGAUUUGGGAAUUGAGGAAGGAGAGCGAUUAAUUGGUAAAACACAUGAUUUACAGAAAUACCUGAUGGUUCUCAAACCAGACUCACCGCCAGGGUCAAAAUUAUUACGAGUGGCCAUCAUAGGUAAACCAAAUUGUGGCAAAUCAACAUUGACAAAUGCCUUACUGGGAUGGAGGGUGACGUCUGUCUCAGACAAAGUGCACACAACUCGCAAGAAUACUCUAGCUGUCUUCACAGAGAAUCAGACACAGAUAGUUUAUCUUGACACACCUGGAAUUUUACGACCAGGGAGCAGGAAAAAACACAAUUUAGAAAAGUCUUUAGAAAUUGAUCCAGUUCGUAGUCUGGCAGCCGCAGAUCUUGUUACUGUGAUGGUGGAUGUAUCAAACCCUAGUAUGGCACAUGCACUGGAUCAACAGCUUCUACAAAUUCUUUAUCUGUACCGGCAUAUCCCAGCUGUUCUAGUCCUCAACAAAUUGGAUUUGAUAAAAGACAGAAAAGAACUGCUGCAGAUGGUUCGUCUUCUGACAGAUGGUAUAGUCAACGGAGAUUACCUGGCAAAGGAAAGCCCAACAAAAAGCAUUAAGAAACGAGAUCUUUUUGAUGCGGCUGAUAAAUCCUUAGGUAACUCUGGGAAUAAAAAUAAAGAAAUUACAACAGAGUCUAGGGACUCUAAGAAAGCAGUUCUCCCAGCUAACCUGUCUGUAUCAGCGGGUGACAUUGUCAAAGAGGAUGACCUGGAGUGGACUGAAUAUUUUGACAAGCUGAAACGGGCCAACAGAGUAGUCAGGGACAUGAAGGGCUGGCCCUUGUUUAAGGAAGUUUUUGUCUUAUCUUCAUUGAAAGGGGAGGGUAUUCAAGAACUUAAGGACUACCUGAUGGAUUCAGCCACAGAGCGGCCCUGGGACUACCACAGCAGUCUGAUCACAGACCAGGACCCUCACGAAGUUGUGCUCAUGUGCAUCCGGGAAAAACUCUUAAACAAUCUGCGCAAUGAAGUCCCUUACCAGCUUCGUUUAGAUGUUGUGUUGAUGGCUGUAGAUCCUGAGGACGGACUACUCAACAUUGUUGUCAACGUUAACUGUGAGACUGAAAGACAGCUGACUAUAUUUUUGGGAUCCAAUGGACAAAUGAUACAAACCAUAUCAAGCCAGGCUAAGCAAGCCAUUAUGGACUCUUUCAGAUGUGACGUCAGACUCAAGCUUGUGGGCAUAUUGAGGAGGAAGCAAAAAAACUAAAAUUCUAUUCACACUUAUAUUUGUGAUACACCUACAUUUUUUUUUGUACAAAUUAUUUUUAAGUGUAAACAUUAAAAUAUUAGUCCAGUUAA
This is a messenger RNA of Physella acuta, 1659 nucleotides long. Its product is annotated as GTPase Era, mitochondrial. Gene Ontology annotation, molecular function: ribosomal small subunit binding; rRNA binding; GTP binding. The record is from RefSeq and is a predicted model, not a curated record. Gene Ontology annotation, biological process: ribosomal small subunit assembly. Gene Ontology annotation, cellular component: mitochondrial matrix. Lineage: Eukaryota; Metazoa; Mollusca; Gastropoda; Physidae.